This is a messenger RNA of Brassica oleracea var. oleracea, 540 nucleotides long. Its product is annotated as epoxide hydrolase 1. Lineage: Eukaryota; Viridiplantae; Streptophyta; Magnoliopsida; Brassicales; Brassicaceae. Bases 1 to 540 code for a protein of 179 amino acids. The transcript has 5 exons. The record is from RefSeq and is a predicted model, not a curated record.
AUGGUUAUCGCAGAUUGUUCGACGGGUUCAAGAUCAGACCCUAAACCAGCCAUCUUGUUCAUCCACGGCUUUCCAGCCGAAGGGAUCAUGACAUGGCAAUUCCAGGUCGGAUCACUAGCCAAGAAGCACUCAGACUAUAUACCAGACCUCUUCUUCUUCGGUGGAUCCUACUCAGAUAAAUCGGACCGGUCACCAGCGUUUCAAGCCCAUUGUUUGGUUAAGGGUCUAACUGACCCAAAGUUUCUUCGUAUCCUUGGUGUAGAUAUUUUUUUCCUUGUAGGGUUUAGUUACGGUGGAAUGGUGGCUUUCAAGAUCGUGGAAGAGUACCCUGAGAUGGUUAGGGCCAUGGUGGUGUCAGGGGCCCUGCUCGCAAUGACCGAUACGAUCAGUGAGUCGAAUUUGAACCAGAUAGGGUUUGAGUCGUCAGAGGAUCUCCUGUUACCGACUUCGGUUAAGGGACUCAAGACUCCCUUUGCCCUUGCUGUACAUAAAUCCAUGUGGUUCCCAAACCGGCUCUUUAAGGAUUACCUUAAGUCGUAA